Molecule: messenger RNA, 958 nt
Organism: Triticum dicoccoides
Lineage: Eukaryota; Viridiplantae; Streptophyta; Magnoliopsida; Poales; Poaceae
Product: probable LRR receptor-like serine/threonine-protein kinase At1g63430
Exons: 5
Coding region: 67-426 (119 amino acids)
Biological process (GO): protein phosphorylation
Molecular function (GO): ATP binding; protein kinase activity
Source: RefSeq, a predicted model, not a curated record
GUAGCGCGUGAGGAUUUUAGCACCAUAAUUGGCUCAACUCCAGAGAUUGUAGUCUACAAAGGAACAAUGAAGGAUGGACCUGAGGUUUUUGUCAUAUCAUUAUGUGCCUUUGAAGGUUAUGAUCUGGCAAGGUUGAGUCAUGAGAACAUAGCAAAGUUUCUGGGCUAUUGCAGAGAGAGUGACCCAUUCUCGAGGAUGCUACUCUUUGAGUACGCAUCAAAUGGGACCCUGUACGAGCACCUACACCAUGGAGAAGAGGCCCAAUUCUCUUUGCUCAAACGAAUGAAAAUAGCCAUCAGCAUCGCCCAAGGUUUAAGGUAUCUGCACACCGAGUCGCAGCCGCCUUUCGCUAUAUCAGAGCUGAACUCCAAUUCAGUAUACAUUAUAGAAGAUUCUACCCCCAAGGCUGACGACGUCGUCUACUGAAGCCCCACCGGCGACGCGACGGGAGAGCUCCGGCCUGUACGUGGGUGUGGGAAGACAGAUCCGCAUCGCCAGCCUACACAAGGCCAUGUCAACGCCUCGACGCAGGGUUCAUCAUCCGUCUUCGUCGGCUUUCAGGUUCUAAAUGAGAAGGUAAGGAUGUACUUGAGCUGCAUGAGAAGACCCAGUUCCAUUAUCUCAGAAGCCAGAAGUUUCCCAUUUAAUAUCUUUGGUUCUAAAAUUUGUUUAAGAAAAUGGCCAUUUUGCUAUUAGCACCACGAUUAUGUGUCAAUUGUAGAUUCUUAAUUGUUUAGAAUUAUUUUAUAUGUUUGAUUCCUUCGGUUCAUAUUUAUUCAACAACAAAAUAUUUUCAAGAUUGGUCCGUUUGAGGAUCAAACUUCGAACAUGUGAAUUGAUGUGGCAUCAAGCUAAGUCCGUUGAUACAUUGCUAUCCUUUUUUGCUUUGCACAAUUAAUCUUGUCACUAGAGAUGUAUGUAAAUCCUCUAGCUUUGCUUAUUUUAUCUUUUUAUUUCA